AUGGCUCAGACAACGUACAAUGUGACGAUUCCGCAUACAUCAAUUGAGAUCGACUAUGGAUCCGACUGGUUUGCAGACUGUCCCAUCACCGAUGGAAAGAUGGUCUGUGGAGACGCACAGGGAAACGUCCAAGGCUCUCACACCACGAACGUGACCUCUGCCAACUUUCGUUUUAAAUUUUAUGGCACGGCACUCGAACUUUAUGGAGAGGCAGACUCUGGGAUGACAAUCAAACUGGCAAUCAACUCUGGGAAUGCGAUCACGCUGUCGCCCAGCAAUGGCGUCUGGACCUCUAUCCCCGACUUUACGGUCGGUUGCACAUCGUACAGUUGUCGUGACCAGUCGCUUUCGACUAGCUCGGUCUACAACUACAACACCGCCUCUAUCAGCAUUACUCAGUAUACUGUCGGAGCCAAGGCUUCGUUUUCAAAGGCUGUCUAUGCAUAUGGAACUCGAAGGAUAGGCGCCACAGCGUCCGUCACGACAUACUCGAACACGGAUUCUCGCAUUAGGUUCACUACGGGAUGGACUACAAACUCUACCACCUUUGGCUUCUCUUAUCGACAGAGUGGAGAGGAUGUUGCGCGGCAGUUUGAUCUUUCGUUCGACGGACAAGCCGUCUGGAUCUGGGGAUUUUGUGGACGGCGAGCAAAUGGCUACGAUUCUACUUCGUACGGUAUAGCUACUGUCAACUCGGAUGACGAGUAUCUCUGGGCCAGCAGCGGAGAGCCAUAUAGUUCGCCAUUGAAACCACAGGACCUCAAGUGUCUAAUUUAUUUUGUCGGGAACCUCAAAGAUAGUGGGAAUUCGCUCACGUACGACUCACGGGAGUACCAGUUCUUACUGCACUCGAUUGAUGUCCUCACCGUCUCGGGUGGAACUACGUUCACCCCGACGACGACAACUACCCGCUACGGUCUAUCGACGGCCACUGGAUUAUCAGGAGGUGGAGGCUCCAUUAGCAGCUUUGGCACCACCGAUGGAACAUCGAAAGCUGGUUUGAUCGCUGGACCUGUCGUGGCCGUCGUCCUCGCGCUCGUUAUCGGCAUCACCGCUGCCAUCUUCAUCCGCAAGAAAGCCAAGGCCAACAAGCUUGCCGCUGCUGGUGCACCAAUGGGUCAAGGAGGAAGCAUAAACCACGCUGCGUCCAUAUCGAUCGUCAAUACGCCUCCAGGACAAGAGUACAAGCCGGUGGAUCCGAUUACACCAUAUACCCCACCGACAAGUGGAUAUUUCAACUAUACUCCCCCUCCGCCGCAAACUCCACAUCCACAACCGGUGGCUCAGGUCUGA
Molecule: messenger RNA, 1293 nt
Organism: Serendipita indica DSM 11827
Lineage: Eukaryota; Fungi; Basidiomycota; Agaricomycetes; Sebacinales; Serendipitaceae
Source: the annotation of a GenBank genome assembly